AACCAAAAACGAAUACACUGUACUUCAUACUUGAUGUUUAUUUUUUAAAUUUCUUGUAAAAUGUUAAAUGACUGUAUAUAGAAAUAAGAACUCAUACAGCAAAAACUAAAAAGAGAACUUUUACACUGCCAUUAACUUAGGUACAUUAUGGCAUCGCAUUUAAGCACCCGAGACAGGUUGCUGUCGCUGAUUGAUGAUAUAGAAUUAAUAGCUAAAGAAAUGAUAGAAGUAGCAAUAGCUCCAAAAUCUCAGAAACUUUCAGCAGCUGAUCAUGCACAAUUAACUGAUCUUCUGCUGUCUAAAGAUUCAGAGUUAAAGAAAACAUUAGAAUUAGCUGAUGAACAAGCAAAAAUUCAACAGAAAAUGAAUGAAUUGAAAGCUGAAGUGGAUAAUAAGGAUCAAGAUAUAUAUCAUCUUCAAAGGCAACUGAAAGAUGCAGAACAAAUAUUAGCUACAUCGUUAUAUCAAGCCAGACAGAAGUUAGCAUCAAUUGUCAAAUCAAGAAAGAGGCCUGUUCCAUCAGAAGAAUUGAUUAAGUUUGCUCAUAGAAUAAGUGCAUCAAAUGCAGUAAGUGCACCACUGUCUUGGCAACCAGGAGACCCACGCAGGCCGUACCCAACAGAUCUUGAGAUGCGUUUAGGAAUGCUUGGACGAUUAUGUGAUUUACCACUCAACGGACAUGCACCGUCCACUCUUAACGAUCUUCAUAGAAUCACUACAGGAGGAGUACCAGCGUCAGCAACGAACCAAUUCACAUGGCAUCCCUCGGGAGAAUUGCAUAUGUCAGUGGGAGGGGGGAAUUCUGUAGCUAUAGAUGGACGUGGGAAAGAUGCUCCAGCCCAAGAGGAUGUUGAAGUUAUGUCCACUGAUUCUAGCUCCAGUUCGAGCAGCGAUUCUCAAUAGUUAAUAGUGAUAAAGUGUAGUAGACUGAAUGGAUAUGAAUGAAUGAAUGAGCGAAAUAAUAUUUAGUGUUUUGAGAAAUUACUGGAAGGUGUAAUCAGGCGAGGUAUAUAAAAAAAAAAUUGAAAAAUUGGUGUAGACAGAGAUUUUAGUUUACUUUUUAGUUUUACAGUCUCAUAAGAUGCAGAGGGGAAUAAGAACUACAAUUCCCUAGGUGUUUUCUAUUCUUUGAAAAUCUCUUGCAUCCAUAUUUUGGCAUAUAUGCAUAAGUCGGUUUAAAAAGCUUUUAUAUUGAUGGAGCAAAAAAUAAAUAUGUCCAGUUUUUACUAAAGUUUGAAUGUACAACUUAUAUAGCUAAGAUUUUCUGUAUGUUGUAUUGAUAUUGCAUUUGAAUAAAUACAUCAGAAGUGAACUAAAAGUAAUCAUAAAUUGAAAUUGUUCAAUGCUAGAUAUAUUUGUGUAUAAAGAAACAUAUUCUGCAGUGUGUGUGCUUUUUUUAAUGGUGUGUUUUACAAGCUCGAAUGCACAACAAGAAUAUUUUAAAAAUAUCUCAAAAUAUAUAACGUUUUAUAAGAGAAUGUUGUUUUGUUAAGUACUUAUAUUAAGUUUGUUAAGUACUGGUUCAAUAAACAUCGUCAGAUAUUCAUUGUCUAUUAACGCUUGCAAUCGGAAAUAUUCGAACACAUGAUUGUAAAUUGUUUGCAUAGGUCGCACCCGUAGAUAAGUUAUGAGUAUGCGUGUAGUUGAAUGUUUGUUAAGAGCAGUUUGUGUAUAUUGAUGAUACACAUGUAGAUAGACUUAAUUAUGAGAAAUUAAACAUUUUUACAUAAC
Zerene cesonia (dogface butterfly) is the source of this 1731-nucleotide messenger RNA. RefSeq names its product mediator of RNA polymerase II transcription subunit 4 (gene MED4). Lineage: Eukaryota; Metazoa; Arthropoda; Insecta; Lepidoptera; Pieridae. Bases 148 to 903 code for a protein of 251 amino acids. The transcript has 5 exons. The record is from RefSeq and is a predicted model, not a curated record. Gene Ontology annotation, biological process: regulation of transcription by RNA polymerase II. Gene Ontology annotation, cellular component: mediator complex; core mediator complex. Gene Ontology annotation, molecular function: transcription coregulator activity.